AUGGCUAGCAGACGCGAACGAGUCUACAGCCGACGAGAGGUCGAGGCUCUGAUCGCUGAAGGCCGAUCAAUCAUUGUCAUGAAUGGCAAAGUGCUCAAGGUAGACGCGUGGCUCAAGUAUCACCCUGGCGGUGACAAGGCCAUCAUGCACAUGGUUGGUAGAGAUGCUACGGACGAAGUGACCGCUCUGCACUCCGCUGAAGCCCUCGAGCGCAUGCACGCUUACCAGAUUGGUGUUAUCGAAGGACGCUGGUCUAACUUCCUUCCCCCGAUCCAAGGUGGACAGUUCCGUAUGAAACAUGUUAUCGACACCGAAGAUCAAAUCUCGGACCAUGAGAACGAUUCCUCAAGCCAGGGAAGCUCAGGAGAGCCUUCACCUCUGUUCGAACCUGUCGAUGUCCAAGUCCGCCAGCGCAAGCCCGCCAUGUCACGAUCCUCCUCCGCUACAUCUAUGUCGUCGCUGGACGUCGACAAUGAAAAACCACACAACAUCCACGACCCCGAGAGCGAAUGGACGAAAGAUCAGAUCAAGACUGACCUGGAAAGAUACCCUGAGCUUGAUCCCAAGACCCAAGACGAUAUCAUGCAAAAAUACCGCCAGUUGGACCAACGCAUGAGAAGCGAAGGUCUCUACAACUGCAACUAUAAAUCCUACGCCAUUGAGAUUUCACGGUACUCAUUCCUGUUUGCCAUGUUCUUGACUACCUUGCACUAUGGCUGGUACUGUACCUCUGCCUUGUUCCUCGGUGCUUUCUGGCACCAAUUGGUCUUCAGCGCUCAUGAUGCUGGUCAUAUGGGCAUCACACACAACUUCCAUGUCGACAGUGUUAUUGGCAUGAUCAUUGCCGAUUACCUUGGAGGCUUGAGUCUAGGAUGGUGGAAGCGCAACCACAACGUCCACCACAUCAUCACGAACUCUCCUGAGCACGACCCAGACAUCGAGCACAUGCCAUUCUUUGCCAUCUCGCACCGCUUCUUCAAGUCGCUGCGAUCAACCUAUUACGACCGCGUCAUGACCUACGACCCCUUCGCCAAAUUCGUCAUCCAAUACCAAAACUGGCUAUACUACCCCAUCCUUUGCUUCGGUCGCUUCAACCUUUACCGUCUAAGCUGGGAGUAUCUCAUUCUUGGUCUCGGUCCUCGCAAAGGUCCUGCAUGGUGGCACCGCUGGUUCGAGAUUGCUGGCCAAUUCUUCUUCUGGUACUGGUUCGGUUAUCAAGUUCUUUACAAGAGCAUCCCUGAUGGCUGGAGCCGUUUCGCUUUCAUCAUGAUCAGUCACGCCGUGACCAUGCCGUUGCACGUCCAAAUCACACUCAGCCACUUUGCCAUGAGCACUGCUGAUCUCGGUGUCAAUGAGUCGUUCCCUCAACGCAUGCUUCGCACUACCAUGGAUGUCGACUGCCCUCAAUGGCUUGACUUUUUCCACGGUGGACUCCAGUUCCAGGCUAUCCACCACUUGUACCCUCGCAUGCCUCGUCACAACCUGCGUAGAGCACAGAAGCUUGUCCAGGAGUUCUGCGACGAGGUGGGCAUCCCAUAUGCGAUCUAUGGCUUCUAUGAUGGAAACAAGGAGGUCAUUGGACGUUUGGGAGAUGUUGCUAGACAAGCCAAGAUUCUGGCUGCUUGCCAGAGAAGUAUUGCUGAGAGUGGUGAGAUGCACUAA
Molecule: messenger RNA, 1662 nt
Organism: Aureobasidium melanogenum CBS 110374
Lineage: Eukaryota; Fungi; Ascomycota; Dothideomycetes; Dothideales; Saccotheciaceae
Product: fatty acid desaturase
Exons: 2
Coding region: 1-1662 (553 amino acids)
Biological process (GO): lipid metabolic process
Cellular component (GO): membrane
Molecular function (GO): oxidoreductase activity, acting on paired donors, with oxidation of a pair of donors resulting in the reduction of molecular oxygen to two molecules of water
Source: RefSeq, a predicted model, not a curated record